This is a messenger RNA of Apodemus sylvaticus (European woodmouse), 300 nucleotides long. Its product is annotated as prostate and testis expressed protein 14-like. NCBI's taxonomy places the organism in Eukaryota, Metazoa, Chordata, Mammalia, Rodentia, Muridae. The transcript is spliced from 3 exons. The coding region runs from base 1 to 300 and encodes 99 amino acids. The record is from RefSeq and is a predicted model, not a curated record.
AUGACAAAGCACAUCUUUCUGCUCCUGCUGGGCCUGUUUUUGCUGGUGAUCUCCCUGCAAGCUUUGACAUGUGUCACAUGUGAUAGGUUUACUUCUCAGGGGAUUUGUGAGCGUGGAGAAGGCUGCUGUCAGGCUAAACCUGGUGAGAAGUGUGCCUUGCUCACAACCUUUAAAGAUGGCAAAAUUCUGUUUGGGAACCAGAGAUGUGCUAACAUUUGCUUCAAUGGGACUAUUAAGAAUGGAAAUCAGACAGUAAUAAUGAAGUGUUGCAAGAAAAAGUCUUUCUGCAAUCAAAUAUAA